Molecule: messenger RNA, 5493 nt
Organism: Manduca sexta (tobacco hornworm)
Lineage: Eukaryota; Metazoa; Arthropoda; Insecta; Lepidoptera; Sphingidae
Exons: 5
Coding region: 35-577 (180 amino acids)
Source: RefSeq, a predicted model, not a curated record
UUGUUAUAAGCAUAAAUUAUAAUUUCAGCAAGUAAUGGCAAGCAGAGAGAGUUUGAUAGACAGCCACCAUGAUGAAUGUGAAUCAGAUGAUACAAUACUCAUGUCACAGGAAUUUGGAAGUACAGCAUUGGAUUUCGUAGAAGACGACCUGCUCACCUUAAAAGAGGUUCAUGAGCAUAUGAUCAGGUCUCCGCCACCCACAAACUGCUGGCCACACGACACACUGUCGUACCGCACGGCGAGCGCGUUCGACUUCGCCGGCGACAGUCCAGUGUUUACCUCUUACUCGGUCAAUCAAGACAAGGUGUCGGAGGCGCGGUCGCCGCGGCGCGCCGGCGCGUCCCGCCCGCGCUCGUCGCGCUCGUCGCGUUCCGCCUCGCCGCGCGCGCACGACCUGGCGCUGUGCGCGCGCCCGCUGUCGCUGCCCGGUGAAAGCCACCUCCGCACAGCACUGAGUAAAAAGUCAACCCAACAGAGCGAGCGGUUUUCCCUCCUCCAACAUCCGCGGCCUCUCCGAAGACCUCACUCCCGGAAGGACGAAGACAGCGUGCAACUGGUGCAAGACUGUGAUAAGUAAUGCACUGUACAGGUUCCGUAUUCCUGAUAUCCAAGAGUUGAAGCAGUGGCAGAUGUCAAGGCAUGUUCGUAAGGUCCCUUCCAAAUUUUAGGGUCAAAAGGAGAUGGUUAUUGUGAAAAUUAAGAUCGAUAUUGUAUGGUCGAUAAUUUUUUUCCAUUGAAGGAUAUUGCGUGUAAGUAAGUCGAUUUUAAAGGUAGUAAAAUUGUUGGAUGAAGGACUAAUACCUUGGGGACUAUGGUUUUGAGUCCAAAAUAUAAGGUUCAACGCCAAUUUUAAAAUAAAUGGUGGGUCGAUUAAUGUGAAGAUUUUGUCGGGAAUAAGUAUGCUAACGUCGAUAAAUUUAUCGAUAGAUGAUGAUGAUUCGCUAGUUUACCACUUUACCAUUCAUUAAAAUUAUUGAUCCCUAAAUUUUACUCUAUACAAUCUAGGGUUCCGUAGUUUUUGGGUAAAAAAGGGUGGGUUGUCGAGAAAAUCAAAGUCUCUGUCGAUAUACGAAUAAGUUGAUAUAUGUCGAAUGAACGAUAAAGUAUUGUUUCGAAGUCCUGCGAUGACUUCGCUGGUUCAUGCUUAUACGAUACCUUAAAUUUUCCAAUCCUCAAUUUGGAUUUUCUCAAAUCUAUCCGUUACAAAUUUCGGGAUAUAAAGUUAUCUGUGAAAAUCAGUGUUAAUGUUAGAAAUGGUAAAGUCGAUAAAAAUGUCAGUAAUAUUACUACCUCAAGGUCAAUGGUAAUGCUAGAUUGUGGCUGUGCCAUGAGUAAUAAAAAUCGGCCGUUUCGAUUCCAUCAAAUCGGGAAUUAGAAAUGUUUCGUCUGAUUGAUUUGCAAUCUUAUGUAGUUCGGUUUAAUGAUUACUAUUAAAUGAUUCCUACAGAGAUAUUAGUUUCUUUGGUUGAAAAAAAAUUGCACAGGUAGUUCACAGUAGUGUUGGCCGAAAUCGGUUAAAAUUAGAACGACACUAAUCAAAGAUUAUUUAUCGAUUUUUUGUAGUUAAAUUUACUUCAAUAUUAGUUCCUCUUACAAAGCUGAGUCUUUAGAUAUCGUGUCUUAAAAUGCAAUUUAUUAGAAACGUUAAAUUAUAAGGCAGACCACAAUACAUUUUGUGGUCGAUAUCUUAAACGGUUUUAAUAUCGUGCAAAAUCUGGAUAGGGAUGUGUUUGUGUGCUGUCAAAUGUAAGCAGUCAUAUACGUUUAUCAUAGGUGUUUGUAUUCUUGUCAGUCGAUAAUUACAAUUCAUAAAACAACCCCGAUUUUUAUAAACAAUCUCAAUCGCUUUUUGUGAAUGAUCGCGAAAAUUUACCAAUAAGAAUAGUUUCUUUGACAAAUUUAUCAUUGACUUAAAUCGAUUGGUUUGUUCUUAGGUUCGACUCAAGGAUUAAGAUUGAGAUUGUUUAUUUAAAUCGGUUUGUAGGCUCUAUGGACAGAUGGCGGUCGCUUCCUUAUAAUAAUAGCCAAAGCCUUCCUUCUUCCUAUUUGUAUUGAAUUAUCGCUAGCUAUUUCAAGAAAUUGUUUUACAUUGACCGCCUUUGAUUUUUUUUAAUCCAUAGAUAUGUUAUCGAGCUUUGUUUGUCUUAAUGCGUCGAGUAUACCUCAAAUUUCUAAGUAUCAAGUAUUCAUCUCUUACAGUCGUUUUCAACAGACGAUCCCAAUCUCAACCUUUAAUCCGAUUCCGAGAAUAAAUCAAUCAAACUAACUCAUUUGUAAGCGUGUGAAAUACAUCUUUGCUCUGAUUGGUCCAUUUUUGAGAUAGAUCUGGGAUGAGAUUUUUGAGAUGGUUUAUUGAAAACGACGGUUAGUGGUUCUAUCUUAGGAAUUUGCAUGCAUGUUUAUCAAAGUUACAACUAUUUAUAUUUAUCACAGAGUUAAAUAGUUUCAUCGUCAUUCGCUAUUGGCUUCGUACGCCCAGAAAAGUUCAAAUUACUUAAUAAACUAUUUUUUUGAAAGAUUUCUUCGAUAAUUGUUAAAAUUAGUUUUAUUCCGAAUUUUAGAUGUUGGAAUUUGUACUGAAAAUUGUGUUGGCAUCGAAUUUUUUAUGCGAAUGUUUUGAACGUUCAUUGGCGUCAAUAAAAUAUAAUCAAAUUUUGUCUUUUUGGCUUAUGGUUUUAAAUGUUUUAUUUCGUUGUUAAGAGUUUUAUAACCUUAUGAAAAGUUUUUAUCGACAACUUAAUUUUUUGUUGUUUAUUUUGGAAAUGAUUAUAUUACCAAAUAAGGUACUAUAUCUGUAAUUUUAACGUAAGACUAAGAGGUUUUUGAACAACACGCGAAUUCCUAAAAAUGCUCACCGUAGUGAAUAAUGCAACAUAUAACAUUUAGCACGAAGUUGACAUUUUUAUCGAUAUUAAAUAAAGUAACUUUCUCAUUAAAUCUAGUUAAAACUUCGACAAUAAACAUUAGUAUAGAGGUUUUAAUUCAAUCAAGUAAAAUUAACCAAUUUUCUUAUCUACUGUCGAUUUUUUCAUCUUAUAAUAUUGCGACAAUAAUUAAAUGAAACCAUGAUACAAAUUAUACAGCAUACAAUCGAUUAUAAUCUUGCGAAUAUAAUUUAUCGAUAUCGAUAAAAAUGUCAAUUCGUAUCGAUUUUUGGAUUAGAUACACUGAACAUAGUAUUUGAUUAGAACGGUAUUAUAUUGUUACAAUUAAAUAAGCUUUAUUAGUAAAAUAAUAUAGUUAAUAGUGUUACACGCGAAUAGUUCUAAGAACUUGUAAAAAAAUUAAUGGUUAUCGAUUUUUAGCGAUAUUAAGGUAAAGUGAGGUAAAGGAAUUAUAUCAAAAGAGUUUUGAGUGGUACAUAACGUUUUUCGCCAUACUUAUUUUUUUGAAGGCACGGCCAAGUGACCCAACUGCACCUGAUGGUAAGUGGAGUGGGGUCUAGAUAGUGACUGAUGAGAGACUAAUUAUCCCUCGCCAGUCGACUCAACUAUGCCGGCCUAUUUGGAAAUCUUCUGUGUGUACUACAAACAUACAUAGGAGAUUUUAAUUUUAUAACGAUAUUAAAACAUUUACUUACACAACAAGAAUUCGAUUUUAAACUUGGAACAUUCGAUUUACUAAAGACUUCGUCAUAUCACACGUCAUUUUAAGGCUCAUAUUUAAUUAAAUUUAUUGUAUUUAUGUUUUCAUGAGAAUUAAGGUUUGCUUCCUUAUAGCUUGUUGUUUUAAGUUCUAAGAUGGUUAUAUAUUUUUAUAAAAACAAAUGAAGUUAUUUAAUGCUAAAGUACGCCUUCCAGGAAAUUGAUGCAGUAGCUGAAUUUGGUUUUGGAUAUUUAUACAUUGUUACCGUCACUAGUCCCUAAUAUUAUGAAGUGUCCAUCUAACUAGUUUUUAAUUUUGUGUUUGUUUACGUUUUGUGUUGGAUAUUGGAAGUAUUUACAAUCGCAUUGUGGCAGUCUUACUCAUUCUAUUUCGUUGUACGUUACUGUAAAAAUUCUUGAGUCUUAGUACUUUAUAAUUUUUUUUACAGCCUUAAUACAUUGUGUUGUGUGAAUAUAUUUUUAUGAAUAUGUUGUAAGUGAAAAUCGUUACGAAUAGCAAAUGAAAUCCAUCUGACAGUAUAUAGGAUAUUUUUUCUCGUAUCGAUAAUUUCAAAGUCGAUAUUUUGGCGAGAAUUAAUUUUGUAUGGUUACCAAUCUAUUUCAAAUUAUUGUUGUCAAUGGAAAUAAUAGCCUGUUUAUAUCUCGCUAAAGUCCUUAUUCUAUUAUAUUAAUGACAUGUUAUAUCCCGACUGUAUUUUCGGUGGUCUUUAAUUCAUCGAGCUUAGAACCUUAUUACUUUAGAAUAUUUAUUGUUCGUUUGUUAAAGUUUCGUGUGUCUAACGAAUAUUAUUGUUCUUAUAUUUGUAAAUUUGAUUGUGUUGGAACUAAUUAAGAGGACUUUAUAAUGUUAUAAAAAAUAUGUUUUUGAUAUUCAGUUUUUAUAAGUCUGUAAAAAAUUUGCCAACAUGACAUUAGUAUUUGUCUAAUAAAUAAUUAUUGAUUUUCAGGACAUUUUAUUGUUUUGUAAUGUAUUUUUAAUAUGUUUAAUUGUUAUCGCUAAUCGUAUUAAAUCGAAAAUAUAUUUAAGUUAUUGUAAAAUAAAUUAUUUUCGCUAGACAAACAGUGUUUACCCUUGUUAAUUUGUUUAUUGUUUUAUAUUAUUCUAAUCCCUAGCAAAUACUCGCUUAGUGUAAGAUUUCAAUUUGUAGGAAAUGUACCAAGAUUGUAACGUGCCACACGAUAUAUUUCUAUAAAGGAUAAAUAUAUCGAUAUCGAUAAAUAAUGACAGGUCGAUAAUUUAGAUUGAUAAAUGAUUUAAAUAUCGAUAUCGAUAAAAUAUAAAGCAAUAGUCAAGCGUGAAAACAACUGCAAGCUGUGUCAUUCCUUCCAAAAUAUUUUAAUUUAUUUUAAAAUAUUUUGUAGUGUCUUAGGUUUAGUUAGAGCAUAUUGAAAAUAUUUUUUAUCGAUUUUCGGUGUCGCGUAUUUUUAUCUCUAUUUUACGUUGGAGGUUACAAACACUUGAUAGAAAUAUGAAAAUUGAAAUAAAGAUUAAGUUAUAUGCUAUAAAUAUAUGUAAAUGUGUAUAGUUUCAAAUAGUUUUACUCUUAAUUCGAUAUUUAUGUAAUAAGUGCAAUCAUUUUUACGUUUAUGAUUCGUGCCAUUCAUUUACCAAUGUCACGGUCAGCAUAAAAAUAUAAUUUUAUCGAAGACUAUUUUAACGAUUUAAAGCUUAUUGAAUUUAAAACGACAUAAUCGCUACCACAUUUAGUUUAUUUAAUCAUAUAAUUCCUUUUAUUCUGACCGUAAUAUACCAACCAAAGAGUAGGCCAAUUGUACCGUAUUACAUGUGCGUAGGGUUAAAUGUACGGUGUUAUGCUGUGUCGCGGACAUUCGCUGGUCGAUGUAGCCGCCGUGUCUGUAUAGAGUUAAUAAAGAACUAUUACAUUUA